AUGGCUUACGAAUUAAGUGACAGAUUUAAACAUCCACCUGAGAGAUUCCGACUCCUAGAACCUGGAGCUUAUCAAUAUAGCAAUUCACCAAUAGUUGAACCAAAUAAAGUGCCUUUUUUGUCAAAGUGCCCAAGAAAAACGGUAAACAUAAACCCAGUAUGGACACAUGUCCUUUAUAAUGCUGAUCUUCCUCCCAAAAUACCAAAUUGUACAAGUAUUUCAUCAAAAAUUCCACGGUUUCCAUAUGAAGCAUUCAGUGAAAAAGAUUUAGAAGAAAUUUUGUGUAAAUGUGGAAUAGAAAAUCCAUGCAAAUGUCCCGUUGAAGAUGUUGAAGAAACUGAAAAAAAAGAAGAAGUAGUAUGUCAAAGAUUAAUUCCUAGACGUAUAUUUAAAGGUUUUGUUCCUAGAUCUUCACUAGGAGACGGACUUUCUACACCUUCAAAAGGGGAUAGUGGAUUUAAGUUAUUGCCAGAUGGAACAAAAAUACGUAUAUUCACAAAGCCCAAAGAUAAUAGCCCCCCUUUUUAUAACACGAAUGUUACUGAGUCUACGGCCUUCUAUCAGGGGUGCAAAUGGAGUAAAUGGACAGCGAAAAGAGAAAGUAAAUUUGGUACAGAUACACCAGGUCCAACAGAUUAUUUUUUCGAAAAAGAACCAGACUUUGAUACCCUUUGUGCUGAAAAAGUGAGAGCGUUGAAGCGUAAAACAUCGAAACAGUACCGAUUCAUAGAAAUGGUGCAAAGGAGGAAUAUUAUCGAAGGACGUCCCGGUCCAACAGAUUAUAGUCCAAUGUCACCAAAAGGACCAGAUCUACAAUAUUACGGUCCUAAAGCAGAAAGAUUUUCAAUUCCUAAAUACCAAGAUCAACCAGGACCUACCGCAUAUUCAUUAAGACGUGAUUUUGAUUUAGUAGAAAUUCCUGCGAAACAAUGCCAAGCAAAACUACCGCCGCCUGCUGGUUUCGGAGUUAGAGCAGUUAGACUUAAACCUCGUAAAGAAGAAGGUCCUAGUCCCGCUAACUAUGAUGCAAGAUAUAAACCAUGUCAAGUUCACCGUUGUAAACUCGUCCCAUUUGGAUCUUCAGCCGAAAGAUUUAAGAAAGAAAUUAUAGAAGAAUACGAUUAUGAAGAUUUAAUAAUGAAUGAAAUUAUGAAAGAGCUGAAGAAGACCCAAGAUGAUUCUACAAUAAAAAAUAAUCCGACAUGGGAAUUUAAGUCAAAGACAGUAAGAAUGAAACCUCUUAAAAAAAUAUUAAAUGAGCCCAGCCCAGCAGAUUUACCUCUAGCAACUCCAAAAAUGAAGAGACUUCUCAAUUUACAAAAAAGUUGCCCAUUUUUUUCAUCGGAGAGACGAUUGAAACCUUGGUUUAAUUGGAUACCAGUACAUGGAAAAGAAAAUACGCCAGGCCCAGCAUAUUAUUGUCUUGAAAAGCCGCAAUGUUUACCGGCUGUUUGUCAAGGUCCAAUAAAUCGUUCACCACGUUUUCCUCGUGCUAAGUUUCAAACUCCGGCUCCAAAUCAAUAUGUAGUCAAAGGAGGGAUUGAAGAUGUUUUAGUGACGUAUAACAAUCGCUUAAAUCAAAAUAUACAAAACAAACAUACCUUUCAAUGGAAACCUCCAGUAGAAAAAUCUAAGCCAAACCUGGCUGAUAAGGAAAAUUUAUUACUAGAAAAAUCAAUUCAAUUAUUGGAAAGUACAGAUAUAUUUGCAGAAGAACAAUACGAUAAGCAGAAUAGUAACCAUGAAGACGAAGAAAUUAAGAAAUCGAAAUUAUUACGCUGUUUUCUGUUUUCUAAGAAAAUGCCAAAUUAUUGA
Danaus chrysippus (African queen) is the source of this 1815-nucleotide messenger RNA. The record is from the annotation of a GenBank genome assembly. Lineage: Eukaryota; Metazoa; Arthropoda; Insecta; Lepidoptera; Nymphalidae.